AUGUCCGAGCCCGACGAGCUCAUGCGCUCGGCAUGGAAUUCGAGCCUCUCAACGUGCGUCGCAAAUCCAUCCUGGGGGGAGUGCAGAUCAGGUGCCGGAUGCUCCAAAGGUAUUGAUCCUCCGUUGGACGCCGUGCGCACCAUGGGCUCAAGGGUGGCCAUGAUGAAGGAAGAGGAGGAGUCGGAGAGAAAGGAAGGGAAAGCACUAAGUACUAAGAGAGCAAGAGGGGGGGGGGGAAGGGAAGAGGAGGAGCGAGCCAGCAGCAAGGGCGACCAAAGGGGCCGAGGCGUCGCCGGGCCGCGCGCAGCUAAGCCCUGCGCUACCCGCUGCUACUUUUUGACGCGCGCGUCACUCUACUCAACACCAAACACCCCAUCACCACCACCAGCCAUGGAUCGCCCCCCCGCAAAGCGCAGGUCCGCCGCCCCCGACCACGACGCCGAUCCCCCACGCAAGGCCCCCAAGACCAUGUCGUUCGCCCAGCGCAUGAUGGCCAAGAUGGGCUACAAGGAAGGCCAGGGCCUGGGCAAGACGGGCGAGGGCAUCAUCAACCCCAUCGAGGUCAAGCUGCGCCCCCAGGGUGCCGGCGUCGGCGCCGUCAAGGAGAAAACCGCCCAGGCGAAGCAAGAGGCCCGGCGCGCCGCCGAGCGUCGCGGCGAACAGUACGAGGAUUCGUCCGAGGAGGAGCGCAGGGCCCGGCGCAAGCGCAAGGCGGAGAAGCGCUCGGCCACGACCAGCGGCGCCAGCACGCCCGCCGGCAGCUAUGGCCGCCAGCAGCAGCAAAAGACAAAGUUCCGCACGGCGGCCGACCUGGAGAAGACGACGGGCCUGGCGGUGCCCAACGUGCUCAAGACGCUCAUUGACGCGACGGGGCGCGAGACGCGGCUGCUGACGUCGACGGCCGGGCUGAUGACACCGGUGGGCGGCGGCGGCGAGGCGGACAAGGUGGCCAAGCGGGCGCGCGUGGAGCUCGAGGCGUUUGCCGACUCGUGGACGGAGCUGACGGAGCGGCGCAAGUUUGUCGACGCCGAGGAGGCGCAGCUGCUGCGCGAGCUGGACGAGCAGGCGGCGGCGGACCGGAAGCUGGGCUUGGUGGCCGAGGCCGUCGACGCGCUGAGCCGGCUGGACCUGGCGCGGCCGCGCACGGCGCCCGACGCGCUGGCGCAGUGGGAGACGGUCGUCGCCGAGCUUGAGACGCUUCAAUUUGAAUUUCGCGACGAGCUGCUGCGCUUCGGCCUGCACGACGUGGCGGUUGCGGCCAUUGCCCCGCUGUUCAAGCAGGAGAUGCUCGACUGGGAGCCGCUGGAGAAGCCAAUGCACCUGGUGCCCUACCUGCACCGCCUGCGCACCAUUCUGGGCAUUAACAUUAACAACAGCAGCCGCCCGCACAGGUCGACGACGGCCUACGAGACGCUCAUCUACACCCUGUGGCUGCCCAAGGUGCGCACCUGCAUCACCAACGCCUGGGACCCGCACACGCCAACCCCACUCAUCGCGCUAGUCGAGGCGUGGAAGGACGUCCUGCCGCCCUUUGUGCACUACGGCCUGCUCAACAACCUCAUCGUCACCAAGCUCAAGGCCGCCCUGCACGACUGGAACCCGCGCCUCUCGCUGCGCAAGAAGCACUCGAUCCCGCUGCCGCACGUCUGGCUCUUCCCCUGGCUGCAAUACCUCUCAGACGAGCACACGAACCCCAAAGCACCCACGGGCCUCCUCACAGACGUGCGGCACAAGUUCGCCGCCGCGCUCAAAUCGUGGGACCUGACGCGGGGCGUGCUGCCGGGCCUGGACUCCUGGCGGGAAGUGCUGCCCACGCUCGAACACACGCUCAUCCGGUACCUACUCCCACGGCUGUCGGCGCACCUGCACGACAACUUCUCCAUCGACCCCAGCGACCAGGACCUCGCGCCGCUGACGCAUGUCCUAGCAUGGACGCCGUUCUUCCGGCCCAGCACCCUCGCGCACCUCCUCGAAGCCGCCUUCUUCCCCAAAUGGCUCAGCGUGCUGCAUCUCUGGCUGACCAGCGAGCCCGACUACGACGAAGUCGGCCAGUGGUUCUCCUGGUGGAAGGCCCAGCUCCCGGACGCCAUCAACGCCGUCCCCGCCGUCGCGCGCGCCUGGGACCAGGGCCUCGAGCUCAUGAACGCGGCGCUCGACCUGGGGGAAGACGCCAAGACGGCGCUGCCCGCGCCGGAGCUCGCGCCCCUGCCGUCAGAAGAAGAAGAAGAAGAAGUCUCUGCUGCUGCUGCUGCGCCCGCCCCGCCACCGCCAGCCCCAGAGCAGCCGCCAGACGACCAGCCCGAAACGACAUUCAAAGACGUCGUCGAGGACUGGUGCCACGAGCACGACGUGCUGCUCGUCCCGCUACGCGAAGCCGACGCCCAGACCGGCGCCCCGCUCUUCCGCAUCACGGCGUCGGCGGCGGGCAGGGGCGGCGUCGUCGUCUUUUUGCGGGGGGAUGUCGUGUUUGAGGACGAAGUCUGA
This is a messenger RNA of Aplosporella prunicola CBS 121167, 2484 nucleotides long. RefSeq lists its product as uncharacterized. NCBI's taxonomy places the organism in Eukaryota, Fungi, Ascomycota, Dothideomycetes, Botryosphaeriales, Aplosporellaceae. The record is from RefSeq and is a predicted model, not a curated record. Gene Ontology annotation, molecular function: nucleic acid binding. Gene Ontology annotation, cellular component: U2-type post-mRNA release spliceosomal complex. The transcript has 3 exons. Gene Ontology annotation, biological process: spliceosomal complex disassembly. The coding region runs from base 1 to 2484 and encodes 827 amino acids.